AUGUCUUCAUCUGUUUCGGGUUCGUCUCACGAAAAUUCAAAGACAACUCCAGUAUUGGUUUCUAUUCCUAUUCCUAUGUCUUCAUCCACUCCAACGCAUAGUAUGAGUUUAUCACAAUCUGGUUUACAACCUGCUGUAUCUCAGGAUGUCAUUUUCCCUCACCAAGUUUCCGAUAGUGUUCCGUUUACUCUUGCUUCUUCUAGCAAUGAUUCUAUUAGCGACAGGGUACCUCUUGUUUCUAUGCCAGCACUCGUGCUAAGGGAUGAUCAGUUACAAGUACUUAUACCAGCUAGCUCUCAAUAUGAUGAUGUUUCAAUUCCUAGUGGUUCUGUUAAUACCCAUAUUGUGACUGCCAAGUCCAAGGAUGGCAUUGAAGAACUUGAUGCAUUACACAUACAGGGUACUUGGAUUUUAAUUCCAAAACCAUGCCAUAAAAAUGUUGUUGGCAGUAAGUGGGUUUAUCGGAUCAAAAGAAACUCAAAUGGAACUGUUUCUAGGCAUAAGCCUCGUCUGGUAGCUCAAGGAUUUAGUCAGGAGCCUGGAUUGGAUUUUAGUGAGACUUUUAGUCCUGUAGUUCAGCAUACUACAGUUCGAUUAAUUCUAAGUAUUGCUGCUAUGAACAAAUAUUGGUCUUUAAGACAAUUAGAUGUUAAAAAUGUUUUUUUACACGGAGAUCUUGAAGAAGAAGUUUUCAUGAGGCAACCUCCUGGUUUUGAAGAUUCUGCACAUCCAAAGUUUGUGUGUCAAUUAAAGAAAUCUCUUUAUGGUCUUAAGCAAGCUCCAAGGGCUUGGAAUGCUAAAUUCACUGGUUAUUUACCAGCUAUUGGUUUUAGAUCCUCUCAUUCUGAUCCAAGUCUGUUUGUCAAACAUGCUGGAUCUGAUAUUGUUCCAAGGCAUCUUGUAUUCAACAAAUGGUUGAUGAACUGCGCAGUUUUUGAAAUGAAAUAUAUGGGAAAGCUUACCUACUUCUUGGGUUUACAGAUUGAUUAUAAUGCAGAGAGUGAUAUAUUUGUAAGUCAGAAGAAAUAUGCUAAAGAACUUCUACAUAAAGCAGGCAUGAGUUCCUGCAGACCCUAUUCAACUCCUAGUAAGCCACUUACUCAAGUAUUGCAGUAUGAGGGUACUCUUCUAUCUGAUCCCUCGUUAUAUCGAAGUGUUGUUGGAGCUUUACAGUACUUAACAUUUACCAAACUAGAUUUAUCCUAUGCUGUCAAUUCUGUUUGUCAAUACAUGACUGCUCCUACAGACCUUCAUUGGUUACUUGUUAAAAGGAUACUCAGAUACAUUCAAGGCACUCUAGAUCAUGGAUUGAAGUUUUCUUGUGGUCCUUGGCAAUUACAUGCUUUUAGUUACGCAGAUUGGGCAAGAGAUGUGAAUACCAGAAGAUCUACUACGGGAUUUGUGGUUUUCUUAGGUACUAAUCCUAUUUCAUGGCAAUCCAAGAAACAAACCUCUAUGGCUAGGAGUUCAACAGAAGCUAAGUAUCAAUCCUUGGCACAUACGUCAGCUGAUAUAGCUUGGAUAAGGCAGGUAUUGCAAGAUUUAAAAGUUCGUCUGCCUCAGCAACCUGUUUUGCAUUGUGACAACUUAUCAACUAUUGCGCUUAGUUCUAAUCCUGUUUAUCAUUCACGAAUCAAGCAUUUGGAUAUUGAUUUUCAUUUCGUCAAAGAGAGAGUUCAAAGAGGAGACCUGAUUGUUCAAUACAUACCAACUGAAGAACAAGUGGCUGAUGUAUUUACCAAAGGUCUUCAUAGUCCAAUUUUUUCUCAAACACUGUAUUAA
Messenger RNA from Prunus armeniaca (apricot), 1782 nucleotides. NCBI's taxonomy places the organism in Eukaryota, Viridiplantae, Streptophyta, Magnoliopsida, Rosales, Rosaceae. The record is from the annotation of a GenBank genome assembly.